This is a messenger RNA of Necator americanus (New World hookworm), 234 nucleotides long. RefSeq lists its product as uncharacterized. Lineage: Eukaryota; Metazoa; Nematoda; Chromadorea; Rhabditida; Ancylostomatidae. Bases 1 to 234 code for a protein of 77 amino acids. The transcript is spliced from 2 exons. The record is from RefSeq and is a predicted model, not a curated record.
AUGGAAGUCGUUACGGAGAGCUUCUACUUAAACCUUUCCCCUUCAUCAACUCCUGUGUCAAGCCCGAUCAUCUCCACUGGUGAAGCUCCACCAUGUAUUCUCCCUUCGGAAGUACGAGUCGCUAUCAGAAGCAUGAAACCUGGCACAGCCCCCGGACCUGUAUCAUAUGAGCAGACUUUCUUCGGAAAGGAUCCCAGACCGGUGGAAGACCUCGUGAACCGUUCUUAUCCAUAG